AUGUCUGGGAUCAGAGGGAAAGUUGUGCUUAUCCUAGGCUUCGUCUUUCUGACAACUCUUCUGGCGGUGGUGAGAGGGCUUCCCCUGAGGAAACAAGGCACCAGCAGCCCCAGGGAGCGGGGUCACAAGCUGAUGGAGGUCUCCACUUCAUCUGACACCCAUUUGACUCAGGAAGAGGAGAUGCCACAGUCCAACAAGGUUCGGAGCCUGAGGCGAAGCGGGCAGGCUGGGCCUCGCCGGCACAAACGCCGAUGGUCGUCCCAACGGGCUGUGAGGAACCAGCCAGUGCCGCUCUGGCCUGGCGGCGCUAGCAAGGAGGAGAGCACACCCUUCGUGCUGGACUUACAGAACCUGCCAGGGUUGGCCAACGUUGACCUGAGUGCCCAGAACCCAAACAUACAGGUAACCAUUGAGGUGGUAGAUGAUCCCCAGGCUGAGAUAGAGAUGGAUUUGCUGAAGGAGACCAGCAAUGACUGGUCCCUGACCUCCUCCGAGUGGUUGUCGCACAAGGACCUUUUCUGGCCCCUCUUCUGGGAGUACACGGAUCCCACUGAGGAAGAGGAGGACGAGGAUGACAGCCUGGACAGAGGGGAGGAGGAGGAGGAAGAUUAUACAGCAGAGUAUGAGGAAGAGGAGGAGACAGUGCUGAGUGGAGUGGGAGGCGACUGGGACCAGAGGUGGCCGAGUCAGAAGAACUGGAUCUUCAAGGAAAAAUAUAAUUAUGACUAUGAAGAUGAAGAGGAGUGGAGCUCUUGGUCCCCCUGCAGUGUGACCUGUGGUAGCGGGAACCAGAAGAGAACCCGGUCCUGUGGCUACGCCUGCACAGCCACCGAGUCGAGAACCUGCGACCUGCAUCACUGCCCUGGAGCAGAUGGGGAGAUGGUCUUCACCACUGAUGAGACGCCAUUUGAGGGUGAGAACACCACGGAGAUGUUCAACUCAGAUGUCGACAGCUGUGAGAAGUGGCUGAACUGCAAGAGCGACUUCCUCACCAAGUAUCUGAGCAAGGUGCUGACGGAUUUGCCCAGCUGCCCCUGCUCCUACCCAUUGGAGGCUGUUUACAGUGCUGUGAAUCUGCGGGACGAGCGCCAGGGCAAGAACUUCCGCUGGCGGGAUGCCAGCGGGCCCAAGGAGCGGCUGGACAUCUACAAGCCUACGGCCCGCUUCUGCCUGCGGUCCAUGCUCUCCUUGGACAGCACCACGCUGGCCGCCCAGCACUGCUGCUACGACGAGCACACAAAGCUCAUCACCCGAGGCAAGGGGGCCGGCGCCCCCAACCUCAUCAGCACGGAGUUCUCCCCGGAGCUGCACUACAAGGUGGACAUGCUGCCUUGGAUUCUGUGCAAGGGGGACUGGAGCCGGUACCAUGCUGUUCGGCCCCCCAACAAUGGGCAGCAGUGCGCUGAUAACCCCACUGAGGAGGAGUACCUCUCCCAGCUGCAGGAGGCCAAGGAGUACUAG
This is a messenger RNA of Emys orbicularis (European pond turtle), 1461 nucleotides long. RefSeq names its product isthmin 2 (gene ISM2). The record is from RefSeq and is a predicted model, not a curated record. NCBI's taxonomy places the organism in Eukaryota, Metazoa, Chordata, Testudines, Emydidae. Bases 1 to 1461 code for a protein of 486 amino acids. The transcript is spliced from 6 exons.